Molecule: messenger RNA, 2780 nt
Organism: Monomorium pharaonis (pharaoh ant)
Lineage: Eukaryota; Metazoa; Arthropoda; Insecta; Hymenoptera; Formicidae
Exons: 5
Coding region: 1706-2365 (219 amino acids)
Source: RefSeq, a predicted model, not a curated record
AAACAAAAAAAUUAUCAAGCAAGUGUUGACUUGUUAAUUUCUUUUGUCUCUUUGUUUAUAAAAGAUAUUAUACCAUCCAUUAUACCCGAGAACAAAAGAUGUCGACUGACAAGCUUAAUUUUAGCAUCAAAAUGUUCUUAAAAUUAUUUACAGUCUUAAAUUUAAAAAAUCAAACAUCUUAUUUUUAAAUUAAUUUCUAAUUUUGAAACUUAAACAACCAAAUGUAACAUUUUUAUUCUUAUUCUACGUGAAACUUCUGCAGAGUGAGAAUUUGCAGAAAUCCGGUGUUCAAAAAACUCGCAGGAUCUUAAGAUGGAAGUCGCGAUCCGAUCGAUUCGCAUUUGCAUUAGACGGACCCGUAAAAAAGGUCCGAGAGAAUCGCUUAAAAUUCAACGGGCGUGUUAGCGAAAGUCUCGCGUUUUCUCGCAAAGUCAUCGACGUGUCAAACGCAGUCAAACGACCGUCUUAAGCAAAUAUGUAAACAUGAUCUCACGAACAUGGCCGUUAAAAUAUUCCCACAUAUUUGCGUUUAUUGCGGAAUGUACCUUUUUUUUCCGAGAACUUUUGUACGCGGCAUUAUUUCAAUUUCCAUGCUUUCGUGUGCUCCCCUUUCACUCGUUAUCGCGACAAAUAGAGAUUUUACUUUCCACUUUUCACAUAAUUUCCAAAAAAAAGGUACCGAACUUUAAACAUCCUUUUGAUACAUCCUUAAAACCUAAAAAUUGUGUUCCGGCAAGAGGUUCUCUGCAAAUUAGAGAAUCUCUUAGAGAAUAUUUUCAAGAACUUACGUCAUCUUCGCAAGAACUUAUGUCUCUUUCAAAAUCUAGCCUUUUAUCAGGCUACAUGAUGUAUAUGAUGAUAUGAUGAUACAGAAUGAUAUUUAUUUAGGCGUGAAGUGUUUCCGCUUCCGUUUUCUAAAAAGUCUAACUAUGUAGUCUGGGAUACUAAAACAUAGUAGCUAAUAAGCUCGAUUGUAUAGCCAGUUUAAAAUCAGCUUCUCGCAUACAAGUGAAAAUCGAAAGCAGACGUCCGAAUGAUUGUGUUUUAGAAAAUAUAUCGCGAGGCGAGCGAAGAAGAGCUCGGAGAACCAUGUCAAAUUCAAAUCAUGACGCUGCAGCGUUCCGAGAUUUUUAAACCUCCUCCGUGGCUGCUGCAGUAACCGUUCCAUUCAUUUUAUUUUUAGGGGUACGAUCGAAAUGUCAUCGCGCGAAAUGUCAUUCCGCACUUUCAUAUCGCAUGGCAAAUGGCGGGAAAGCUUUUUUCUUCUCUAAUACGAGAAACGUCUCCUCGGUAAAAUUCCGUAAUUUUCGGAGAAAAGAUUUCUUCCGCGCCGAAGAGGCAUCACUUUGGAGCAUCACUUGAAAUAUUAUUGGAAACGUCCGAAAGCACGACUCUCUUGUUUCUGGAAAAGGAGGAGGAAGGAACGAGGGAAUCCACGAAACGCGCCGCGGCGUCGAGGUCUGUCGCUCGAAAACAUGGCUCGCCGGGUGGUAAAAGUACUGACACGAUAUGUGUCCUCAUUGUGUAUAUAUAGGGGUGCCUGCCAAGAAGGCACUGUAGUUCUCCAUAGGACGUCUGCAAGACAGCAUCGCAGUGAAGACCUGUUCUCUUGACGUUUCUUCCGCGGAGACAUUUAAAUCUUAGGAAAAAGAUAGGACCGGGAAGAAAAACAUUCGGCUGACCGUGCCAGAGUAAAAGAAGAAAAAUGAUAGCACUCGUGCUUCUUGCUGCUUUGGUGACGUUGUCCUCCGCUCAAUUCCAAGCACAACCCACCGGUCGGCUUCUGGAACCACCGAUUCCAGCACUUUGUGCGAACAGAAUUAUCCAUCAACGAUACAAUGGCAAAGGCUAUUACUUCUCAUGGGUUGACCAGGUGACAGCUAGACAAGAGGUGGAUUGGUUGUCGGGUAGAAACUUCUGCCGGCAACGUUGUAUGGACCUAGUUUCGCUGGAAACCUCCGCCGAGAACGAGUUCAUCAAGAACCAGAUCAAAAAAGAUAACGUGAAAUAUAUCUGGACCUCCGGUCGCCUUUGUGACUUUAAAGGCUGCGAUCGGCCGGAUCUGCAGCCCAUUCACAUCAACGGCUGGUUUUGGACCGCCGAGUUGCAGAAACUCGCACCAACCACCAACCGUAGUCAAAACGACUGGUCUGAGAGCGGCGGCAUUAAUCGGCCGCAACCCGAUAAUCGUGAGGCUCUCCAGGGCGGCGCUCCAGAAAAUUGCCUCGCGGUCCUCAAUCAAUUUUACAAUGACGGAGUAAACUGGCACGACGUGGCGUGUCAUCACAAGAAACCAUGGGUCUGCGAGGACAACGAGUCUCUCCUGAGAUACGUUCGCUAUAACAAUCCCAAUCUCCGUGUAUAAUGGAGAAAAAAAUUCAAGGAGUAACAGCUUACUUGUUGGAACAAGCAUAAGCACCUAUCACGUUACAACGUUCACAAGCGCAUCUUUGCGACACGCCAACGAAGUGACUGAGUAGUACAUAGUACAUCUUAUUUAUUACUACUGUAAUAUUUAAUACCUCCAUACUCUCAUUUGUUUCAAAAAAUUAAUGGACUAUUUAAUCGAAAUUUUACGCAUUUAACUUCAAGAAAUGUCACUAUUUAUCACUUUUAGAUGUAAUCAUGGAAACUUAUAUUAGUACAAGACUGUAGAGUUUCUUCAGGAUUUCUAGAUUAGUUUAGGAAAAGUUUAUAAAAACUUUUAUAUGUAUAUUUUCCUACAAUAUUAUACUGAAAAUAUAUAUUGAGAUAGCAAUAAAUUUAUGAAUAAUGAAUAA